AUGACCGCCGUUGCGUCGUCAUCAUCCUCCCUAGCGCCCUCGGGAACAGCGCCAUCCUCUUCAACCUCGCGUUUGGAGCCUCUUCUCCUCGUGGCGAGAUCAACAAAGCCACGCGGUGCCGCAGCGGCCAGUCUGGUGCAGCAAGCCAUCGCUGCUCCCGGCGUCUUCUUUUUUGCCGAGCUCUUUGACGUCGCAGGCGUUGCUGAGCUGGCCUCAUCUUCCGACUCAGCAUCGUCCUCACAGCUUCAGAUAGCGUACCAGCUUCUGUGUCUCUUCGCAUACGGUACAUAUAGCGACUAUCUGCAUCUCGUCCAGUCUGGCGCCAUCCCCGAACUGUCGAGAGACCAAAUCCAAAAGCUGCGACAGCUCACCCUGCUGUCACUCGCCUUUCAGCACAAGUCGCUUCCCUACGCUACUCUGUACGGAUCCCUAGGUGUCCAAUCCAGCAAUAGCAGAGAGCUCGAAGACCUCAUCAUCGAAGCUAUCUACGCCGGGCUGAUCUCAGGAAAGCUCAACGAGCUCCAGACGCGCUUCGAAGUACACCAUGUGCAAGGCCGAGACUUCCCGCAUCCAUCAAUCCUCUCGCAGCCUGCGCUCGCCGCUUUACCUUCCAUCGCAUCCAGCACAGGCAUCUCGCAGCUCGACAGUGUUUUCACGUCACUGCAAAACUGGCAGGCCACCACCGUCUCUGUUCUGGAGAGCCUCCAAGCGCGUAUGGAUAGCACACGCUCCAGCGCCGCCGACUCCGAACACCAGCGCCAGCAACACCGCCGAGCGCUGCUACACAACUUGGUCGAGGCACAGCAAGAGCUGGAACAACAGCAACAGCAACAGCAGCUGAGAAAAUCCAAGGGGCCGGCAAACGCAAUGGAGAUUGACGACGACAACCCGCGCUCUGCAGCGAGGAAGAAAGCCGCUGUCGCUGGAGCCAGAGGCAACAAGCGGUCUCGCGCCUGA
Molecule: messenger RNA, 957 nt
Organism: Sporisorium graminicola
Lineage: Eukaryota; Fungi; Basidiomycota; Ustilaginomycetes; Ustilaginales; Ustilaginaceae
Exons: 1
Coding region: 1-957 (318 amino acids)
Cellular component (GO): COP9 signalosome
Source: RefSeq, a predicted model, not a curated record